Messenger RNA from Camellia sinensis, 1884 nucleotides. The record is from RefSeq and is a predicted model, not a curated record. NCBI's taxonomy places the organism in Eukaryota, Viridiplantae, Streptophyta, Magnoliopsida, Ericales, Theaceae.
UUAAUCCUAGUCCCACUAGAAGCUUAACUUCUAUGGACUCCUGUUCAGUACUUACUUUGGGCUUUUCAAGAGAUAAAGAUAAACUCUCUAAGAGCUUUGUCCUUAUUUUGGCUAAAACUUCUCUUUACUCUAGAACUCUUGUCCCUUAUCUUUUAUCGACUUAUCUCGGAUUCCGAUAUCUUCAGAGAUAACCUCGGCGUCACGACUAGGACACGUGACACCUCGGCUGACACGUCGGCGUCACCUUGCCACGUGUUGGUACUCAGAAAAUAUAUCCCCACAGAAAGAGAGACACAAACCAAGAAAAGGCAAGAGCCCUCUGUUGCCUCCUUGCCUAAAGCAAAUCUCAAUAAGUGGGACAUUCCCCUCAGUCGAAUACUACUCAGAAUCACCAGACCAACUCUAUCAGUUACUUUUCCUUAUUAUCUAUUUAUUAUGCCCCCCUCUUCUUGCAACCUGAUCCCAUCUGUGCUUAUUAUUAUUUUUCCCUUUUGCAUAGAAAGAGUAGAAGAAUACUCAUCUCCACCACUGCGGAUGAUGAGGAGAUCCCUACCAACUCUCCUAAAACCACCAAUCAAACUCACAUCCCUUCAUCCAACAACGAGCCUAACAUAUCAACACCAAAUCAACCUACUUCACCUUCUCAUUUUGAACCACCCCCCAUUGAUUUCAGGGAUGUUACCUUUGGAGCCUUUCUAAUGAAAGCCCUAUAUCCUGGAGAAACAGUGCCUAUUAACUUCCUGUCAGUGUUCUCCCCUCAUCCAUCAACAUCUAACUCCACUAAUUCUCAAACCUCCAUCAUGCAACAAGAGAGGAUUGACCCUGACCCAUCUACAAAUGGUCAAUCACCUCCUUCCAGUCGACAAACUUCCCCAAAAGAACAAACCACUGAGUCUCCUCCACCUGAACUUCAAACCACUCAUGGGACAGAAACACUCAUUGAACCACCCUCAUCGACCAAUGAGCUAGACACAAACCCCAAAGUUGUAGACACAGAAGCAACCUCAACCCAAGAUGCUGGAGACACCAUUAGCUCCUCUACACAUGAGUCUCUCACUCCAGCCAAUCUUGAGCCAACUCAGACUUCCACAAUUGAGCAAAUCCUACCCCUAGGACUCGGGUAGCAAAAAUCUGGUUUGGGUGCACAAUCGACAGUCAACAAGCAAAUCAAGUUUCACAAACAAACAAGAAGAUCAAGCAAUGUGGUUGUGUGUCUUAAUGCCUCGAUAGAUUCAAGGACUUCUUUGGAGGUUUACUUCCUAAAGAAACAAAGUAGAAUAUAACAAGAAAUUGAUUGAUAAUGAUAACACUUGUCACUCAACCAUCAAGAUCAAAUUACAAGUCAAUAAUCAUUACAAUCGAUAGAGAUUUUCAAGGACUAAAAUGCUACUGCUAACUACAAGAACUGCUAAUGUUACUGCUAACUACAAGAAUUGCUACUCCUAAAACACAUUGAACUACUCCUAGAUUUCUCACGUUGAGAGUUGAUUUUUUCUGCCCUCUAUCCUUUGAAAUCUCAGCCUUUAUUCCACUUGCCCUAGUACUCAUUUUGCUGACACGUGUCCCACUAUGGAGCAAGUUUUUUUCCACUUCUUGCAUAACUGCCCAUGAUCUACACAACCACUUGUAACUACUUCUGUUGGAGCCUUCUCUUUCUCUUCAGUCUGUGCUAACAAACCACGUGUCUUGUAUUAAAACAUUCCUAACCUCACGGAUCCACUCCUAGGCCACAUUUAGUCAUGUCCCAUUGCACUACCAGAUGAAUCGACAGAAGAAAAUGCCUCUGCCACCUUUGUUUCUUUAACUGUUUCACUCGUCACUUGUGUUGCAUUCUGGGCCCACAUCAUAUUACCAAACUUGUGGAUUUUACUCCUGCUAUUCACU